This is a messenger RNA of Stomoxys calcitrans (stable fly), 2188 nucleotides long. RefSeq lists its product as uncharacterized. The coding region runs from base 111 to 1712 and encodes 533 amino acids. Lineage: Eukaryota; Metazoa; Arthropoda; Insecta; Diptera; Muscidae. The record is from RefSeq and is a predicted model, not a curated record. The transcript has a single exon.
CCAAUCAAAAGUUUGUUUCAACAUUUUUCCCCAAAAGCAAAAAAAAACAAUUGUCCAUUUCUAACGAUUGUUUUAAAACUUAAUGCGAAUUGAAAGCUUAAUUUCAAAAAAUGCCUUGCUUUUCGGCAUGUCAAAGACGUUCGGCCCAUCUAUUCUCGCAACCUUCUACGGGCAGGGCAAAAACUGCCCUUCGCCACAACAACAUCUCGGAAAUACGGUUGCCAAAUUACACCUGUAAAAAAGAUGUGGCUUUCAAUCAAUGUAACGAUAUGUUCUAUACCCAAGGCAUAGCUCCAAAAGCUCCCCGAAAAAGUCGAUACAAAGAGGAGCGCACGGUUUCCAUACCUGCAAAGGAGUUGGAACGCCUAAAAACUGCUUCCAAGGUGGUAUCGAUUGAGGCGCGUCUGGAUGCUCUAAUGAAACGUGAAGAGGAAGCAAAACGCUUGGAGCAGGAAGCAGAACGUGCCAAACAACGCUUCAGGGAAAUGGAUGAGGCCCGUAAGAAACUCGAAGAGGAACGCUCCAAAGAUUUGGCUUCUGAAGAAGUCAAUGAUAAAUCACGAAUUUUGGAGAGGGCUUUCUUAGCCAAGCACGAGCAGGAGGAGGAAGUCAAGAAGGCCAAUCGCAUAAUACUGGAGGCAAAAUGCCACGCUGUCCGCGAUGCCCAGGUGCAGGAGAAGACGUUGAUACAUCGCGAGUUAAAACACGAUGAAGAACGCUUAGAACGUCAAGUAAUAGAGAAUGCUAAAAAAGCCCUCAGCGAGGAAGAUGAAAAGUUCAAUAAGCUGCAUGAGAACAAACAAAAGUAUGCCGAUGAAAUUAAAAAACAACUCUCGGAGAGAGAACACCUGCGAUUCUUGGAAGCAGAACGCAUCGAGCAAGAAGCCCUUAUGCUGCGCAAAGCCAAUGAGGCCAUUAAACACGAUGAAGAAAUUCGCAUCCAGGAGUGUCAAGAAAGACGGCGAAAAUAUCGCGAAGAUUUGGCCAAAGUGGUGGAAAUGUCCAGCCAGUUCCGUAAGAUAUUAUGGCAGCAAGAGCGUGAGGCUGAAAUGAAGGUGGCCGCCUAUAUGAAGGAAAAGAGUGAUCGGCUGCGAGCUUUGCACAAUGAAAAAAUGUUAGCCAAACAAGACUUUGAGCGCAAACAGCAGCGAAUCUACUCAUUGGCUGAAAAGAUACAUCAAUCAAAAUCAGAUCGUGAAGAGAUGUCAUAUAUACGCGAGCAAGAAAAGAUAGAACGCGAGUACAGGCGCAAAGAGCGCGAGGCUGUAGUGCGUAAAAAGCAAAUUGAAAAAGAUUUGGCCGAGGCACGUCAGCGUCAAAUGCAGGAAACUAAACGCCGCCAGGCACUGCAAAUAGCCCGUGCUGAGCAAGACUUCAAUGUGCUUAUCGAUCGCCUUAAGCAGGAGGAGGCCAAGGAUAGAAAAGCCCAACAGGAAAGGGAACGUCGACGUGAAAAAUAUCGCCUUGACAUCAUCAAUCAAAUGGGCGAUAACGAAAUGCAACGUCGUCGCCUCAAGGAGUUGGAGAAGAGCCAAGCCUCUGCUUGGCGAGAAAGCGAACGUCAACGCGAUGCCAAUAUACGAGCAGUUAUCAACGCAAAACUUAUGGCCAUGCGUGAUGCCUGCCUGCCAGAGAAAUACAUUAAAGAUGUGGAAAAACAAUUAUCACGCAUUAUUGGUAGCAGCAACAACAGUGCUCUGCCAAAGCAUUAAUAACAUCAAGAGCCACCACAAGCAAAAUUAAUAACAUACAUAUCCAAUACAAAAAUUCUAACAGUUAACCAAACAAUUUUUAAAUUGAUCAUAAAAAGUUGCAUUUUUUAUGUGGAUUGUGUUAAGAAAUUUAACACUUGAUGGAUUCCAAUCAGCGCAGGUACUAUUAUUUUAACAUCGCUAAACUUCCGUUUGCAUUAAACAAAUCUCAACAGAAAAUUUAUUUAAACUACAAUUCCAAUUCCACUUUUCUCCUCCUUACACAUUAAGAACAACCACAAGCAAAAUUAAUUACAUACAUACCCAAUACAAAAAUUCUAACAGUUAACCAAACAAUUUUUAAGUUGAUCAUAAAAAGUCGCAUUUAUUGUGUGGAUUGUGUUAAGAAAUGUAACACUUGGUACUAUUACUUUAAACACCGCUAAUCUUCCUUUCGCAUUAAACAAAUCUCAACAGAAAAUUUAUGUAAACUACAA